Messenger RNA from Penaeus indicus, 4873 nucleotides. RefSeq names its product zinc finger protein 37 homolog. The record is from RefSeq and is a predicted model, not a curated record. Gene Ontology annotation, molecular function: RNA polymerase II cis-regulatory region sequence-specific DNA binding; DNA-binding transcription factor activity, RNA polymerase II-specific. The transcript has 4 exons. Lineage: Eukaryota; Metazoa; Arthropoda; Malacostraca; Decapoda; Penaeidae. Gene Ontology annotation, biological process: regulation of transcription by RNA polymerase II. The coding region runs from base 381 to 2480 and encodes 699 amino acids.
UAGCGCGCAUUCCGGCCCAACAUCAACGCGAAUCCCAAAUUUACGCCCUGUAGAAGCCAUCAUUACUGAGCGAGGAGGCCAGAGAGGGCGAAAUAAGCUUCGAAAGCCGCGCGAGCGUUCCGUUCCGCGUUCCCCGUGCAACAAAAGCGCAUCGAACGCGCAUCGAGGGGGAGCAGUGGUGGCUGCUUUGUUUUUCGCGGAAAAUCCUAAAAUGCGCGGCGCUGCCCUUGAUUCUCGCUGAAUCCGCAAGCCGAGCCGAGAGCGUCGUCGAGAACCACACCUAAAUUGGCCUUUAGGAAUUCUCUAUAUGGAUCCGUCGGUGAAAGCCCCCUUGGACCACUAUCAAAAGUCUUUUCAAGGUGUGUAGGCAUAAAGGCGCAAUGGACUUCACAAUGAACAUGAUGGAUAAUGGUCGGGCCAUCCCUACGUCUCAGGCCGCUGCCGUGGCUGCCAUGGGUGGUCAGGUCGCUUACCAGGCGCACGCCGUGAGUGUGACCCCCACGGUCAGCCAGCAAACGCAGCCACAGCCACAGCCGCAACAGCCACCCCCGCCAGCACCGGCACAGCGAGGCAGCCUGCACGAGAGUGACGGUGGGGCGGGACUGGGGGGGGAGGGCAAGGUCCAGGAGUUGACCAAGGACGACUCUCAGGGGGCCUUCACCCCCCCACCCCGGGUCUCUUCCGUCACGUCACACGAAAGUCGUGUUGAGAAGGGUACCGACACCAAUGACUUUGAACCACUGAUCAAGGUUGAGAUUAGAGGGGGGAUUCCGGGGCUCAAUAUUGGCGGCGAGAAGGACAAAAAUAACAUUGUCCAGUUACACUUCAACAGUGUCAACGAGGUGUUGCAUUACUUUUCGCAGCGGUCAGUGCCACAGCACAUUGAUGCCUUCAAUCUUCUCACCAACCCAGACCUGGUGCGCAAUAUCAACCCCGACCUGGUGCGCAACCACUUCCUGUACGUGCCCAACCCUCAGGAGGGGGUGCGGGUGGCCUCCAACGGUUACAGCUCAGGCGGCUCCAACUCGGCCCAGACCCCUCCAGCCCAGGGGGGGCCUGCUACCUCGCCUGUGGUCGUCAAGCAAGGCUCCAGCAGCAGUGGGGGCUACAGCAAGCAGGGGGACCGACGGCGGGAGUCUGGCCAGUCGAGCUCCAGCACCCUCGCGCCUGGCUCCCUCAUACCCCGACCAGGAGUAGACCAGUCAGGAGCAUCUUUUGUUUGCUGGAUCUGUGGCUUGGACCUGCAGAAAUCUCUGCAGUUUGAGGAACACAUGGUGGAUCAACAUAGUGUGGAUAAGCCCUACCGGUGCGAUGACUGCGGAGUCACUUUCAAGCGCAAGGCGCACUUGGACAGGCACCGGCGGAUCCACUUGCCCACACGACCCUACCAGUGUACAGUGUGUGGCAAGGGCUUCACGCGAAAUGAGCACGUGCGCCGCCACUCCUUCACCCACUCAGGAGAGAAGCCCUACCACUGCCCCACCUGCAACAAGACCUUCUCACGGCGGGAGCACCUCACCAAGCACCUGCUGAGUCACACCAAGCCUCCAGGGCCUCACAGUCCUCCUCCAGGCGGUCAUCCUCACACCCCAGGUGAGUAUGAGUACAUGUGCUCCUCACCUGCGGAAUCACCCAACCCCCCCCAGCCACAGCUGACGGCGACGACAGUCUCAGCCAUCACAUCCCUGGGAGGGGCAGCACAGAUCCCGUCCAGCCUCCUGCAUGCGGCUGUGCCCCAGCUCCUGCCGCCCUCCUCGGCCCACAGUUCCAAGCACCAGCAGCCCCACCAUCGCCUGGCUGCCCACCAUAGUCAAGGUUUGGCCACAACGCUACUGCUGCAAACCACGGACCAGAAUGGGCGGCUGGUAACCAUCAACCAAGGGAGCAGUGGAGCCGUGCCCACCUCUGUGGUGACCACCUCGUCCAGCAGCCACCAUGGACCCAGCAGCAGUGGCCACCAGGGCAGUAGUGGUGGCAGUGGCUCAUCACGUGGCCACAACCACAAUGGGGAGCCGGUGCCACGCCCCUACCAGUGUGGUGUGUGUGGCAAGGCUUUCAUCCGCAAUGAGCACCUGCGGCGCCAUGUACUGACCCACUCGGGUGAGAAGCCACAUGCCUGCACCACUUGUGGCAAGGCCUUCUCACGCAGGGAGCAUCUCACCAAGCACAUGCGCUCACACAUAAAGCCCUCAGCCAGUGGUUCAACCCAGUCCAGCUCACAGGCCAGCCACGGUUCCAUCCAAGUGGGCGUUUCAGGAAGUGCAGCAACACCCCAGGCUACCCUCACCGUGGCGCAGUCGGCGGCCGUCUCCCUCCCUACUGCAAGUGUUGUGGCCUCCAGUGCAGCCCACCAGCAACCCCCGCCAGGUGUAGCUCACACGGUGGCUGCCUCGCAUGGCACACCUGUAGCCCACGCUGCACACCUCCCCCCCGGCACACACUACCUGCCCAUGUUUGGCCUCCUGGCAGAAGUCGUGUGAGGGCCUUAGUGUGGCUAAAUGACAAACGGUAACCCUCCACAGCUCUUGGUCCUGUUAGUCUUUUUUUUUUUUUUUUUUUUUUUUUUUUUUCCACAAUUUGUGUUCCAUCAUUGUCAAACUUAAUUUUUUUGUUUCUAUUUUGUUAAGCCUUUGAUAACGUCAGCAGCGCUUGGGCGCAGGGAAAGGAGAGCGUGGCUUGCCCAGCCUACCCCUAGCACCAGUGAGGCCGUGCACGAGUCUCCUCAGGGACUCCCGAGAUGCCAGUGCAAAUGCCACAGAAAGGCCAAGCGUUGAAAGGGGCAGCGCAUGCUGACUGAUGCAAUGGCCAUAGAGAGAGAAAGAGAGAGAGAGAGAGAGAGAGAGAAAGAAAAUGUUGUGCCAUGAUCUCCUCCUUUGUAGCUGUGACUGACCACUCGCCAGAGAGAGAGUCCUCUGUUUCUCAUGUCGUCUGUCACCCAAACAAGCCUCAAUAUUUAAAACCUAUCAGAAAUAGAUACAUGUUCAGCCCUUCCCUCACUCCCUCCCGUAAUCCCCGUCAGACUCCCAAGACCAUGCUCUCCCCUCCUCCCCCUCCCAACCACUUCUUACCCCCAUCCUUGUCUCAGCCCCAAUCACAUUCCAGUUCCCUUACAGUCAUCUUUUUGGCCACUUAUUCACAUAAAAAGGGAGGAGAGGCAUUGUUAUUUUUAUUUUUAUUUUUUUCUCCCCCCCCCCCCCCCCCCACCUUUUCCCAGUGUAGCACUACAAAAUGAUGAACAAGCCAUCACCCGUGUCAGAAAUCUUGUAAAUUUUUAUAUCAACCAGUUUUAUGCAGUCCUGUGUACUUAGAGUAUUUGUACAAUGAUUGAGAUAGAUAUUUUCCUGACUGUUUCAAAAAAAGAAAAAAGGUAAAAAAAAAAAUAAUAAUAAUAAUGAAUAAAAUGUCAUCUGAUGCACCCUGCCAAAGUUGAGAGAGUUUUUUUUAUUAUUGAUAAUUUUUUUGGCAAAAAUGUAGAUAAGCAAUACAGAUAUAAGAUGUUAUAUAAAAAAAAAAAAAAAUUAUAAUAAUACAGGAGAAAAGAAAUUAUUCGUAAACCUGUCAAGGCAGCUCACACCUUGGGCCCCCCCCCACAGAAUAGGCACCAAUUUAUCAGUCAUGUUAUUGUCAUAAUAUUGCUGUCAUUGUUAAUUUUAUAUUCUUUACUUGGUUUGUUAUAUUGUUCUGUGUGUCUGCUUGAGGGCCCUGUAUAGUCUGUUUUUUUUUCUCUCUCACAUGGGACUCCCUCCCAAUAUUUUGAAGGAAAUCAAUUUUGUCUGUGUGCAUAGACCAUGUUGAUGUAUUGUAGUGUAACUUGUAAAGAAGUACCUUUUAAUUGUAAAAGUGAUAUUGCCCUGUAAUUAUUUUUAGGAGCGUUCUUCAUAUGCUUAUUGUAGGUGUCUCGAAGGUAGUGUUUUAUACUAGGUAAGAUUGUGUCUCUUGUGUUCCUUUUACAUUUAUUUAAUUCAGUUUUAUUAUUGUAUUAAUUUUUUCUUUAAAUUUUUGUUGAUACACAAGGCAGGUAUAUAAGAGAUUGUCCAAAGUUAUCAGUCGUAGCCUUACAGUAGUCCGACCUGCAUCAGUUUCAUGAUGUAGAUUUGGCUGUUAAUUUUUUCUUUUUCUUUUUCUUUUCUUUUGUUAUGAAUGCAUUUUCAUAGAAUUAAGACAAUGGCAGAUGAAAGUCCUGAUCUUUGAAACAUUUGUAAACUGUCUUUUAUCGAAAGGUGCUCAAAUAGAGAUGAUGAUAACUUUGGAUCUGCUUUUAAUCUGCAUUUUUUAUUAUUAUUUUUAUUUGUUUAUUUUUUUUCUUCUGAGAAAUGAGAUCUGAUUUUUUGUUUUCUAUUCUGGUUAUUAUUGAUUAUUAUUUGACAUUGUUCUUGAAAGGUCAUGAGAGAGAUGUGACAAUGCUUCAUUCUCUUUUAUUAUUACUAUUAUUAUCAUUAUUAUUAUUAUUAUCGUUGUUCAGACCUAAAUGGAUUGAGAGUCAUCGCGUUCUUCUCAAAGUCAGAUAAUAUUUUUGUAUUAUGGAGUGAUUUUUAAGUCAUGCAUAAAUAUUAGGAAUAUUAUAACCCCCUCCCCCCUUUUUUUUUUCUUUUUCUUUUUCUUCCUUUUUUUUAUUUUUUUUUUUUUCAGUCCAAUCCAAGUAAAGAUUUCUUUGUUGGGAAGCAUACUCAUGGCUAUGCUUUUGUAUAUUGGGAUAUGGCAUUGUGGUUGGCAAUGUAUCUAGUGGACAUGUGACUGCAAGCAACUACAAUGUGAAAUCCUUGGAGAACUGUAGUAAACUACUAAUACAUGAUGUGUUUUAUCACAUUGCCUGUGGAUGGGAUGAUCAUAUUCAAAAAGACAAGAUGUGUGAAUAUAUGUGUGUGUGUGUGUG